AUGCACUUAGCUCGUCUCAAUCAUCCAGAUUCAAUCGAAUCAGGUAAGUUGAGAUACGUUUACUUGAAAACGGAUUAUGAUAAUGGUGAUCGUUAUAAGCCUAAGAAACAUCUUUCUUAUUUUGAGUUUAACGAUAACGAGGAUUGGAAUUAUGCAAAACCCAUUUAUAAAAAGAUCAAUAUCAAAACCAUUUGUGAAGCUUACAUUAUUAUUGGCUCGUUCAAUGGUUUGAUUUGUUUGUAUGAAACUCAAUCUUAUAUGCAUGAUGCUGGAGGACCUGCUAUUAUUUUUAACCCGGUGACAAAAGAAUACGUUUUUCUUCCAAAUUUUGUUACAUUUCCAGAAAGUUUAAGAUCGAUUAGACAUAUUCAUGAGGCUUGUGGAUUUGGUUACCUUGCUUCGACUAAUGAAUACAAAGUUGUUAGGUUUUACAAGGUUCGGGAAGCACCGAAAUCCAUAGAGGUCGAGGUGUACACUGUUGGAAGUGCUAAAGGAUGGAGACACGUUGGAAAGUUUGAUCUUGGUUUUAGAUUUGAGACACAUCCUAGGCAAAUACAUGGUGUGUUUCUGAAUGAAUGUCUUCAUUGGAGGAAUUGUGUAGGAGGAAUGGUUCUGGUGUUUGAUUUGGCCCAAGAAAAGUUUCGCGACCAUAUUUUGUUAGGGGUUCCCGGUGGGAUUUUAUAUUAUGCUGUUUUUCAAACCUUUGAAUGGGGUGACUUUGAUGAUGUAUGGUUGUUAAUGAAGACUAGUAAUGAUCUUGAAAUGAAAGAACAGGAAGAACACCAGUCGUGGGGUUGGAGUAAAGUGACUAGUCUUGAGCAAAGUGAACCGUUUGCCUUUAUGGAGGAAUUCGAAAUCGUUUUACGUUACGAUGAAGGCACUAUCAAAGUAAUUUAG
Papaver somniferum (opium poppy) is the source of this 897-nucleotide messenger RNA. Its product is annotated as F-box/kelch-repeat protein At3g06240-like. The record is from RefSeq and is a predicted model, not a curated record. The transcript has a single exon. Bases 1 to 897 code for a protein of 298 amino acids. Lineage: Eukaryota; Viridiplantae; Streptophyta; Magnoliopsida; Ranunculales; Papaveraceae.